Molecule: messenger RNA, 2042 nt
Organism: Cicer arietinum (chickpea)
Lineage: Eukaryota; Viridiplantae; Streptophyta; Magnoliopsida; Fabales; Fabaceae
Product: WEB family protein At2g38370-like
Biological process (GO): chloroplast avoidance movement; chloroplast accumulation movement
Cellular component (GO): cytosol
Source: RefSeq, a predicted model, not a curated record
UCAGAGUGAACAACACGAGUUGACUAGACAAGACCGUUUGUUUUUUUGUAUAUCUAGUUGUUGUAACUUCCACUUUCAACAAAUCUCACACUACACAACACAACAACCUUUUCUUUUCACUGGUUUUUUCUUCUCAUUCAAUGGAAAUGCCUAAUGCGAUUAUGAACCGGGCCGAACCGGGUUCGAAGGAGAGCCGUUUAAGAGCGGAGAUCGAUACUUCAGUGCCGUUUGAGUCUGUGAAAGAAGCUGUUACUCGAUUCGGAGGUGUUGGUUACUGGAAACCUAUUCUCCAUCAUAAUAAUAAUAAUGACAAUAUUAACCUCAUCACUCCUCAGCAGCAAAACACAGAAGAGCUUGAUGCUGGAAAAUUGGAGGAGCAAGCAAUGGUAUUGGAGAAAGAACUCAUCCUGAAAGAAAGGGAAACUCUUGAUGUUUUAAAAGAGUUGGAAUGUACCAAAAGGCUUGUGGAAAAUUUGAAAUCAAAGCUACAAGCAGAAGAAUCUGAAUCAAAUUUGAACAUUAAGAUGAGUUUAUGUGAUGAUAAGGAGCAUGAGAAAGAAGAAGAAAAGGAAAACCAAGUGAAUCAUGUUCCUUAUAAUUCAACAACUCCAGGUUUAAUAUUAAGGGAAUUGAAGCAAGCGAAAUUGAAUCUCAACCGAACCACAAACGAUAUUGCUGAUGUUCGAGCUUCUGUCGAAUCACUCAAUAAGAAAUUAGAGAAGGAAAGAAUGUCACUCGAGAAAACCCGUGAGAGGUUAACUCAAAACUCUUCAAAAAUAACUUCUUUAGAGGAAGAGCUGAACCAUACAAGACUUAAACUGCAAGUGGUGAAAGAUGCUGAAAACAAAAGCGAAUUGGAUGACCCUUCUGAUAUUACGAUAGAGCUUCAAAGAUUGAGUUCCGAGGCAGAACAUUUCAAGAAAAUGGGAGAAGUUGCAAAAUCAGAAGUGUUGAGAGCAAUGUCUGAUAUUGAACAGACAAAAGUUAUGAUAAGAACAUCUGAAAUAAGGUUGGUUGCUGCUAGAAAAAUGAAGGAAGCUGCCAGAGCAGCCGAAGCUGCCGCACUUUCGGAGAUAAAAGCUUUAUCUUAUCAUGAAAAUUCACUUGGAGAUUGUGUGGAAAAGCAUGAUGGAGGAGUCACUCUUUCUUUUGAAGAGUAUACUGCUCUAACCUGCAAAGCUCGAGACGCCGAGGAACAAUCUAAGAAGAGAGUUUUUGAUGCUAUGCUUCAAGUUGAUGAAGCAAAUUUAUCAAAAAAGGAUGUUUUGAAAAGGGUGGAGGAAGCCACAGAAGAAGUUAAAACAAGCAAGAAGGCGCUUGAAGAAGCUUUCGAAAGGGUAGAGGCUGCAAAUAGAGGGAAGCUAGAAGUUGAAGAGGCUUUAAGGAUUUGGCGGUCCGAGAGUCAUAAAAGGCGAUCAUCGAUAUAUAAUAACUAUACAAAGUUUAAAAACCCUUGUCCCCAUCGGAGAGACACUCAGUUAUUCAAUGAAAAUGGGAUGAAUGUUGUUGAUGAUGAAGAUAAACCGGUUCUAAAGCCAACUUUAUCUAUAGGACAAAUAUUGAGGAGGAAACUGAUGGCGUGGGAAGAUUUUGAAGAUGGGAUGAUUAGAGAAAGAAGCUCAAUGAAACGGAAAGUGUCGUUGGGUCAGAUGCUUGGUAAACACAACUAUGAUCCAUGCUUUGAAUUUGAUAGGCAAGUUGAGAAAGAAAAUGGUCAGAAACAGUUUUCUGCUAAGAGAAAGAAAUUUGGAUUUGCUAGAUUCUCCCUUCUUUUGACAAAACAACCAAAGAAGAAGCCAACUCUUAACUUGAGGUGAUGAUGGGGUUACUUGAUCUUCUAUCUGCUCACAUAUUUUUCUGAUAUUGUGAUUGAAUUUGCAUGGCAAUAUAUUCUUGUGCUGUAUUUAGGUUAUUGGGAUUUGUAUUGUAGUCAUUGCUUGUAUUCUAAUUAAUUAAUUCAUUAAUGUGUGUUUAUCACUUGCUAUACUAAUUUGUAGAGGUGUGGUUUAUAUCAAUUUAAUUUUGGUAAGCUUGUGUUUUUA